AUGGGGGACGCAGAUGGCGAGGGUGAUGGACUCACAGGGCCAGACCGGCUCAAGUAUACCGAGGCCUUCAAUAUCUUCGACAAGCACCAGCAAGGCUACAUCCCAUGGAAGCCGGACUUUGCAAAGCUUUGGCGUGCCAUUGGGCAAAACCCAACGGAAGCCGAACUUCGGCGAAUCAUCGAGGAGAACGACACUGGCACAGGGCACUUUCAGCUCGAAGCUUGUCAGUUUGGCUCUGUGUUCUUCAAGGAUGCUUUGAGAAAAGAGCAGCUCAUUGAAGCGUUCAAGACUUUCGACAAGGACGGCAAGGGCACCCUCACCAUCGCUCAGAUACGAUACGUAAUGAUGACCAUGGGAGACCCACUCAAUGAUGAGGAAGCUGACCGUUUCAUUGAUUUCGCAGAUAAAAACAAAGAAGGCCCAACAGCGGAGAUCGAUUAUGAAGAGUUAGUGGAGCGCUUGGACGAGACCUGGAAAGGAUAUUUUCUCCGGAAUUUGUGUGGGCUCCCUUUCGAGAAGUUCAAGCAUUGCAAGCCUUUAGCAGUAGGCAACCGAGAUCAGCUCCAGGAGCGGAGAUCGCCAGGUGCAGUGGCCAUUGGGAGGUUGGCCUUUACCUGCGUUGGCCCUCGCCAUCAACCUCCACCAAGUCAGCUUUGUUUCAAGGACGAAACUGGCCUCCUUUGCGUGGGCCGCAAGGAGGUGCCGUUGCCCCUGGCCUUUACUGCAAAAGCAGAGACUGAGCUGUUCGACAACGCACUGCCAGAAUCGCAAGCACAGCUCUAUUGGAAUUUUGGCCUGAAACCGAACAUUGGACUUCAAGUGAGGAAGUUAGACCGGAAAGGCCGCAUGUCCGACGGCCCUGUCCUUCGUGCUUGUCAGGAGCAGGUCAUACCCAGGUGCUUUUCCACCACGGAGGAUUUUUUCAGAGAAAGGAAGAUACAGACAAAGUUGGAACCUUGGAGGAUUCCUUCGGGCAAGACCCCUGAAGAG
Durusdinium trenchii is the source of this 990-nucleotide messenger RNA. The record is from the annotation of a GenBank genome assembly. NCBI's taxonomy places the organism in Eukaryota, Dinophyceae, Suessiales, Symbiodiniaceae.